Messenger RNA from Racocetra fulgida, 591 nucleotides. Lineage: Eukaryota; Fungi; Glomeromycota; Glomeromycetes; Diversisporales; Gigasporaceae. The record is from the annotation of a GenBank genome assembly.
AUGGAUUCUAACCCUGAUGCUUAUUCUUUACAACCUGAAAAUGUGAUCGCUGUUCCGCCAUGGACAGGGGAUCCUAAUGAUACUUAUCUAGUUGAUAUCAUUCCAUUUCUUGAAGGCAUUGGUUUAUUGUUAUCUGACGUUCAGGAUAUUCGUCCAGUGGUAAAAGAAUUUAAAGGAAAAAACGUUCCAGAAUUUUAUCUGGAAUGGGAAGAACAAUGGAAAAAGAAGCAUCAAAUGGAAUGGGAAAAAGCUAAACCAAAAAAAGAAGGUUUAGCGAGAUUUGUAUCUUUGAUUGGUGGUAGUCAACAGGAACAAAUUAUGCCACAAUAUCAACAAGCCUUACUUCAUCGCCAGAUGGUUCAUAAUGAGUUAAUAGAACAUUAUAAGUCUGUGAAAGAUAAAGGACCUGAAUUACAGCGUGCGAUAGAUGAUUACGAGAAAAAGUUCCAGGAAAGCAUGAAAAAGCAAAAAAUUACGCAUUGGGAUUUACUAACUAAGCUUGAUUAUUUGACUAAUUUUAAAUUGUCAAUUCAGGGACCACCACAAAUUCCAUUCCCACAACCUGAUCAACAACCUCCUCAAUCACAAUAA